CCUCAGCCUGGGCUGUGGCGGUCGCUGCGUUAUGGAGGGCGAGAGCACGGUGGCGGUGCUGUCGGGCUUCGUGCUCGGAGCGCUUACGUUUCAGCACCUCAACACCGAUUCGGACACGGAAGGUUUUCUCAUUGGGGAAGUGAAAGGUGAAGCCAGGAAUAGCAUCACUGAUUCCCAGAUGGAUGAUGUAGAGGUUGUUUAUACAAUUGAUAUUCAGAAAUACAUUCCAUGCUAUCAGCUUUUCAGCUUUUAUAAUUCUUCAGGUGAAAUAGAUGAGCAAGCACUAAAGAAAAUAUUACCAAACAUCAAAAAGGAUGUAGUAGGUUGGUAUAAGUUCCGUCGUCAUUCAGAUCAGAUCAUGACAUUUAGAGAGAGAGUGCUUCACAGAAACUUACAAGAGCAUCUCUUAAAUCAAGAACUUGUUUUUCUGUUAAUGACACCAAGUAUAAUAACAGAAAGUUGCUCUACUCAUCGCCUGGAACAUGCCCUAUAUAAACCUCAAAAAGGGCUUUUUCAUAGGAUACCUUUAGUGGUUGCCAAUCUAGGCAUGUCUGAACAAAUGGGUUAUAAAACUGUAUCAGGUUCCUGUAUGUCGGCUGGUUUUAGCAGAGCAGUGAAAACACACAGAUCCGAGUUUUUUAAAGAUGAUGGAUCUUUAAAGGAGGUACAUAGGAUAAAUGAAAUGUAUGCUUCAUUGCAGGACGAACUAAAGACUGUAUGCAAAAAAGUAGAAGAUAGUGAACGAGCAGUGGAGAAACUACUAGAGGAUGUAAACAGAUUAAAACGAGAAAUUAAAACAAGGAAAGAGGCACAGAUUCAAGCAUCAGAAUGGCAACACACUUGCUUAACACUGAAUUCAGUGCAAGAGAGAAAAAAUUUAAUAUACUCGUUGCCAACGAGUGGUGGGAAAACCCUGGUGGCCGAGAUUCUAAUGCUGCAAGAACUGCUCUGCAGGCGGAACGAUGUCUUAAUGGUCCUCCCCUAUGUGGCGAUUGUCCAAGAAAAGAUAACAGGCCUUUCAAGUUUUGGUGUAGAACUUGGUUUCUUUGUUGAAGAAUAUGCUGGAAGCAAAGGAAGGUUUCCUCCAAUUAAAAGAAGGGAGAAGAAAUCGCUCUAUGUUGCCACUAUCGAAAAGGCACACAGCCUGGUGAACUCCCUGAUUGAAACCGGGAGAAUUAGCAAUCUGGGGCUGGUGGUUGUUGAUGAGCUGCACAUGAUUGGUGAAGGAAGCCGUGGGGCUACAUUGGAAAUGACCCUAGCAAAAAUCCUCUACACUAGCAAAACAACUCAAAUCAUUGGUAUGAGUGCAACACUAAACAAUGUUGAAGAUCUACAAGAGUUUCUUCAAGCGGAAUAUUACACCAAUCAGUUUAGACCAGUUGAAUUAAAAGAAUAUCUGAAACUGAAUGACAGCAUAUAUGAGGUUGACAGCAAGGCUGAGAAAGGCAUGACUUUUUCCCGUCUCCUUAAUUACAAGUACUCUGACGCUCUGAAAAAGAUGGAUCCUGACCACUUAGUGGCAUUAGUGACAGAAGUGAUUCCCAAAUAUUCCUGCUUAGUCUUCUGCCCCACAAAGAAGAACUGUGAAAACGUAGCAGAAAUGAUAUGCAAAUUUUUAAGCAAGGAAUAUCUGAAGCACAAGGAGAAAGAAAAAGAAGAUGUGAUUAAGAACUUGAAGAAUAUGAGCAGUGGCAAACUGUGUCCAGUUUUGAAGCGCACGGUGCCUUUUGGCGUCGCCUACCACCACAGUGGCCUGACCAGCGAGGAGAGGAGGCUGCUGGAGGAGGCCUAUUCCUCAGGCAUCCUCUGCCUGUUUACCUGCACGUCCACCCUGGCAGCCGGGGUCAACCUGCCGGCCCGAAGGGUUAUUUUAAGAGCUCCCUAUGUUGCUAAGGAAUUUCUAAAGAGAAAUCAAUAUAAACAGAUGAUUGGAAGAGCUGGCCGUGCUGGAAUAGACACUGUUGGAGAGAGUAUCCUUAUCUUUCAAGAAAAAGAUAAGGAACAGGUGUUGGAGUUAAUAAACAGACCCCUGGAAAACUGUUACAGCCAUCUUGUUCAGGAAUUCACAAAAGGAAUACAAACUUUGUUUCUGUCUUUGAUUGGCUUGAAGAUUGCAACAAACCUUGGCGACAUCCAUGACUUCAUGAAUGGUACAUUUUUUGGCAUUCAGCAGAAUGUUUUAUUGAAAGAAAAGAGUCUUUGGGAAAUAACUGUGGAGUCCCUGAGCUACCUGACAGAAAAAGGGCUCCUGCAGAAAGAAAUGGUCGCCACAUCAGAAGAAGAGCACCAGUGUAAUUUUCACAUUACGAAACUUGGACGAGCAUCUUUUAAGGGAACUAUAGAUUUAGCUUACUGUGACAUUCUCUACAGAGACUUGAAGAAAGGUCUCGAAGGUCUCGUGCUGGAAAGCUUUCUUCAUCUCAUCUACCUAACAACUCCCUAUGAUCUGGUUCCCCAGUGUGACCCGGACUGGAUGGUGUACUUCAGGCAGUUUAACCAACUCAGUCCAGCAGAGCAAAACGUAGCUUCUCGUCUUGGAAUCUCUGAGAGCUUUAUUGGGAAGAAAGCAUCAGGUCAAGCCAUCAAAAAGAAAGUGGACAAGGACGUUGUCAACCGACUCUACUUGUCUUUUGUUCUUUAUGCCCUGCUCAAAGAGACCAACGUUUGGAGUGUGGCUGAAAAGUUUAACAUGCCUCGAGGAUACAUACAGAAUCUUCUUACCGGAGCUGCGUCAUUCUCAUCCUGUGUGUUGCAUUUCUGUGAGGAACUGGAAGAGUUUUGGGUGUAUAGAGCACUGCUGGUGGAGCUCACCAAGAAGCUGACAUAUUGUGUGAAGGCAGAGCUGAUCCCGCUCAUGGAAGUGACAGGCGUGCUGGAGGGCCGAGCAAAACAAUUGUACAAAGCGGGCUACAAAAGCCUGAUGCACUUAGCCAAUGCAGAUCCGGAAGUGCUAAUCAGAACAAUUGACCACUUAUCAAGACGCCAGGCCAAGCAAAUCAUUUCCUCUGCAAAGAUGCUGCUGCAUGAAAAGGCAGAGGCUUUGCAGGAAGAAGUGGACGAGUUGCUGCGACUGCCUCCCGACUUCCCUGGCCCCGUGGACACCCCCACAGAAAAGGCAUGGAGCUAGCCGAUGAUUUUCAGUUCAUAUUAUUUAUUUCCCAUAUGUUUUAUUAAAAAUUUCUUAUACUUUAUAAAUGAAAAUAUGUAUGUAUAUAUAUAUAUUAUUUAUACAUUAAGAACUGUGGGUGACACUUAAAUAUAUCUCUCCCUCAUAAUUGAAGUAUCUUUCUCAGAUGAUUCCUCUUAUUGAUGUUAUGCAACAGUUUAUCUGAUCAAAAAUCUCUGCUGUCUACCACAAAAUGAAAUUCGAUUUUUUCCGUGUGACUCCAGCCUACCUUUGUAGCCAGAUCUGUCAUUAUGCUCUCCCCUAUUUCUUUCACCCAACUACACUAUGGAAAUCCCCAGAAUUUUCCUUGUCAUGACGCACCCUCUUUUUUCCUAAGUGCUCUUUAUUCCCAGUACAUAGAAAUGUACCAUAUAUUUCAUGUAUCAACUACUAGUGUUCAAAUACUGUCUCCCCAGUGAACUGGCUGCAGGUUCAGCCUCGUCACCACCCCACACAGAGUGUCUCUUCCUUCCUACCGUUGUGGACCCCUCAUUUAUCCACAGGUCACUUUUUUCUGCUAUUAAUCCAUAGUUAAGAGUAAUCUAAUCUUUUUUGUGU
Messenger RNA from Ochotona curzoniae (black-lipped pika), 3724 nucleotides. It is a transcript of the gene HELQ, whose product is annotated as helicase, POLQ like. The record is from RefSeq and is a predicted model, not a curated record. Gene Ontology annotation, molecular function: ATP binding; microtubule binding; polyubiquitin modification-dependent protein binding. Lineage: Eukaryota; Metazoa; Chordata; Mammalia; Lagomorpha; Ochotonidae. The coding region runs from base 32 to 3127 and encodes 1031 amino acids. Gene Ontology annotation, cellular component: nucleus. Gene Ontology annotation, biological process: protein K63-linked deubiquitination; attachment of spindle microtubules to kinetochore; mitotic spindle assembly. The transcript is spliced from 24 exons.